AUCACGGAGGGGGAUCCACGAUUUUCCUGGGGAUGAAUCUUGGUGUUUCUGAGGUUUUUGGUCUCCAUGUUGGUGCUUUGGUAUUUUUGUGGGGGCUGAAUCUUUAUAUUUGGGAGGGGAUUUUGACUGAAUCUUGAUGUUUUGGGAGUUUUGGGUCUGUGUCUUGAUGUUUCGGGGCAUUUUGGUCUGAAUCUUGGUGUUUUGGAUGUUUUUAUAGACACAGGAUGCCUGGUGAUGGACUUGGGGAGGAGGAACCCCCAGACCAAGGUGCUCACCCCUUGUUUUUCCCCCCAAAUCAGGAUUUGUCAUUCCCAAGGUGUUGCUGGAUGGAGGAGGAGGAAAAGCCCCGGAGAUGCUGCACGAGGAGGAGCUGCAAGCGCAGCCCAGAGAGAUCCAAGGAGGAAAGAACCCCCCUGUGCCGGGAAGGCGGCCGGAGAUCCAGGGGGAGCUCGGAGCUGGGGGAGAAGCCUCAGGGUGGGGAGAAGCCCCACAAGUGCUUGGAAUGUGGGAAGGGCUUCAGGUGGAGCUCCAUCCUGAUGCGGCACCAGAGGAUCCACACUGGGGAGAGGCCCUAUGAGUGUGGGGAAUGUGGGAAGAGCUUCAGCCAGAGCUCCCACCUGAUCCAGCACCAGAGGAUCCACACUGGGGAGAGGCCCUAUGAGUGUGGGAAAUGUGGGAAGGGCUUCACCAGCAGCUCCCAGCUGAUCCAGCACCAGGUGGUCCACACUGGGGAUCGGCCCUAUGAGUGCUUGCAGUGUGGGAAGAGCUUCGGGUGGAGCUCUGACCUAAGGGCACACCAGCGCACCCACACUGGGGAGAGGCCCUACGAGUGCUCUGAGUGUGGGAAGAGGUUUUCAAGCAGCUCCGAUCUCCUCGUACAUCAGCGCAUUCACACGGAUGAGAGGCCCUUCCGCUGCCCUGACUGCGGGAUGGGCUUCAAACGCAACUCCCACCUCAUCAGGCACCGGCGCAUCCACACCGGGGAGAGGCCCUACGAGUGUCCCCAGUGUGGGAAGAGCUUCUCACAGAGCAAUAACUUGACCAAACACCAACGGAAGCACCGCUAAGGGAAGCCCUGCGAGUGCCCCGAGUGCGGGAAGAGCUUCGUGCGCUGCUCCAGCUCCAUCCCCCAUGGGAGGAUCGGCGUUGGAUGAUCCCCAGUGACCCCCGUUGGGCAGAGCCCUGGUGAUCCGUGCUCCUGGUGAUCCGUGUUGGGAAGACACCUGGCUGAGGGGCUCCACAUCUUCCUGGCUCCCUGUAGGCCCCUGGAUGAACCCAGGGGUAGGAACAUCCCUCGGGAUGCAGACCGACAUCGGGAAUUCUUUGGGGAGAGUGGAUUUGUUGACUUUCAACCCCAAAUAAUCUUUUCCUUUCAAUCUUUUCUUCCUGUGGCAUCAAGGAAUAUUGGAUGGUCUUAGAGGUCUUUUCCAACCUCAGUGAUUCCAUGAUUCUGAUUUUCUCUGGCCCAAGGGCAACUUCCACAGCCAAAUGGUGAUGGACUGGGGCAAAGACCAAGAUUGUGCAGAAAAUGGGGUGGAAAUGCCUCCAAAACAGGUUCUUCCUUCCACCCAAGCACGAGGAUCCUCAGCUGGCACGGACACAGAAAUCCUUUUCUUUUGGCCUUCGUUUUCUUAUCAUUUUUCUUUAUCCUCUGAAAAUACCCAAAAUUGGGGUAAAAAUAAAGACAUUGAACUGA
Messenger RNA from Corvus hawaiiensis (hawaiian crow), 1696 nucleotides. RefSeq names its product zinc finger protein 239-like. The record is from RefSeq and is a predicted model, not a curated record. Gene Ontology annotation, molecular function: DNA-binding transcription repressor activity, RNA polymerase II-specific. NCBI's taxonomy places the organism in Eukaryota, Metazoa, Chordata, Aves, Passeriformes, Corvidae. Bases 225 to 1067 code for a protein of 280 amino acids. The transcript has a single exon. Gene Ontology annotation, biological process: negative regulation of transcription by RNA polymerase II.